AUGACAACCCCCGAUCUGGAGAAGCAGCAGGCUGCUGCCACCACCGCAACAACACCAGCAGAUCCCACCACCAAAUCAAUCUCCUCCACUGACACCCCCCAACAACAACAGCCCCAAAAUGCUUCUCCUUUCAAGGUUCCCCAUUUUUUGAUCAAGAUCAACAACACCCUCGAAUCCCUCUCCGGCUUCGAAGCCCGCGGCAUCACCCGCGUCCUCCCCUCCGAACGGCAACCUCCCUCCCACCUCGCAGACGCCCAGGUAUUCCUCCUCUGGUUCGGGGCCAACAUCUCCGUCAACAACCUCGCAGUGGCCCUUCUCGGACCAUUAGUCUUCCAGCUUGGUUUCACCGACUCGGCAUGGUGCGCUAUUGUUGGAGCCUUUCUGGGGAGUUGUUCCACCGCAUACAUGAGUAUCUGGGGACCGGCAAGCGGGAACAGAACAAUGGUUAUCGCGAGGUAUUUCAUGGGUUACUGGCCUAGCAAGAUACCGACAACGUUGAACAUUGUUUUGAUGGUGGGGUAUAUCACCUUGAGUUACAUCAUUGCGGGACAGAUGUUAUCUGCGGUGAGCGGGGGGAGUUUGACGAUUGUGGUUGGGAUUGUGAUAUUGGUCCUCUUCGCACUUAUCGGGUGUGCGGGACCGUAUUUUGACACCACGAUUGAGUCCCAGGGAGAUGGGACGGCCAUUGCGGCGAACAGGCUUAGCUUUUUGAGCCUGUGUCUUUAUGUGCCCAACUCGUGGGCGGCGGCGGCGAGUGAUUAUUAUGUUUACUACCCUGAGAGCACGCGCAAGAGGAAGAUCUUCUGUUUGACACUGUUUGGGCUUUGGACGUCGUUUAGUCUGGUUUAUAUGAUUGGGAUUGGGCUUGCGACUGGUGUGACGCAUCAUACUGCUUGGGCGGAGGCGAAUGCUAUUUCUGCUGGGGCAUUGAUUGUGGCUGGGUUUGAACCAUUGAAGGGGUUCGGAUUGUUCUGCUCUGUUAUUGUGGCGUUGGGAAUCAUCGCGAAUAGUAUCCCCGGGUGUUAUUCAGCGGCGUUGGGCUUUCAGGUUCUGGGGAGGCACUUCAAGGUUGUGCCGAGGUGGGUGUGGACUUGUACGGUGGUCGUCCUGCAGACUGUGCUGGCUUUGGCAGGGAGGGAGCAUUUGUUUGUGCUGUUCCAGAACUUCCUCGCGCUGAUGGGGUACUGGGUAGAGUUUAUGAUUUUGAUCUUUGUGUUAGAGCAUGUACUGUUUAGGAGGACUAGAGGGUUUGACUGGGCGAGGUGGGAGGAUAAGAGUUAUUUGCCGGUUGGGUGGGCUGCGCUGGUUGCUUUCUUGUUGGGCUGGGUCGGGGCCGUGUUGGGGAUGUAUCAGAUUUGGUAUACCGGGCCAUUGGCGGUGCUGGCAGGAGCGAGCGCGGGGGGUUGUGAUGUUGGUGUUUGGGUUGGGUGUGGGUUUGCUUUGGUGAGCUUUCCUCCGUUGAGGUGGUUGGAGUUGAGGAUUAUUGGGAGGUAA
Molecule: messenger RNA, 1494 nt
Organism: Podospora anserina S mat+
Lineage: Eukaryota; Fungi; Ascomycota; Sordariomycetes; Sordariales; Podosporaceae
Exons: 2
Coding region: 1-1494 (497 amino acids)
Biological process (GO): transmembrane transport
Cellular component (GO): plasma membrane; fungal-type vacuole membrane
Molecular function (GO): transmembrane transporter activity
Source: RefSeq, a predicted model, not a curated record